CACUGCGUCCGGGUCAAUAACUGUUGCUGCUGUCUACAGCUGCAGCUGGGGCUGUGGGCUGGUGUCUCCACUGCCGACCGAGGGGAGCAGGCUCCGCUCGGCGCUGUCUUCUCCGACCUGGCCGUCAGCCCCACGUCGCCGGCCUGGAGGGGCGAAGAGGACGAGGGGGCCGAGGCUUCCUCCGGGGUUCAACUUUCUUUGUCCUUCCGAGACUGUAAUAUCCUAGCAGAUAGGACGACCAUAAAACAUGACCACAACGUUGUUUUGGAAAACCAGUUGAUGUGAAUAUGAAUGGCCAUUGGCUCUCUGGAUUAUCAGGAGUUUGUAGUUGACAUUGAAUCCAGCUUGAGGAUGGAAGGUGUGGAACUGAAAGAAGAAUGGCAAGAUGAAGAUUUUCCAAUACCUUUACCAGAAGAUGACAGUAUUGAAGCGGACAUCCUGGGUGUACCUGGCCCAGAGAACCAGCCCGACUCACCAGAAGUUAAUGGAAAUAAAGUGAGAAAGAAAUUAAUGGCUGCAGACCUUAGCCUGACACUGGAUCCUAGCGAUGGUUCUGUGUUGUCAGAUGACUUGGAUGAAAGUGGGGAGAUCGACUUAGAUGGCUUGGACACCCCAUCGGAGAACAGUAACGAGUUUGAGUGGGAAGAUGAUCUUCCAAAACCCAAAACUACUGAAAUCAUUAGGAAAGGCUCUAUUACUGAGUACACUGCAGCAGAGGAGCAAGAAGAUGGGCGACGCUGGCGCAUGUUCAGGAUUGGGGAACAAGACCACCGGGUUGAUAUGAAGGCAAUCGAACCCUAUAAAAAAGUCAUCAGCCACGGAGGAUAUUAUGGGGAUGGAUUAAAUGCCAUUGUUGUGUUCGCUGUCUGUUUUAUGCCUGAGAGUGGUCAGCCCAACUAUAGAUACCUGAUGGACAAUCUCUUUAAGUAUGUUAUUGGCACUUUGGAACUGUUAGUAGCAGAAAACUACAUGAUAGUUUAUUUAAAUGGUGCAACAACUCGAAGAAAAAUGCCCAGUCUGGGAUGGCUCAGGAAAUGCUAUCAGCAAAUUGAUAGAAGGUUACGGAAAAACCUGAAAUCUCUAAUCAUUGUACAUCCCUCUUGGUUUAUCAGAACACUUCUGGCUGUUACAAGACCAUUUAUUAGCUCAAAAUUCAGCCAAAAAAUUAGAUACGUCUUUAAUUUGGCAGAACUAGCAGAACUUGUUCCCAUGGAGUAUGUUGCCAUACCAGAAUGCAUCAAACAGUAUGAAGAAGAAAAGUUUAAAAAGAAACAAAAAAGAGUUGAUCAAGAGCUUAAUGGAAAACAAGAUGAACCAAAAAAUGAGCAGUAAGUUUGGCCUCAAGUUAAACAAGACUGAAGAAUGUGCUGAUGAAGCCGUCUUCUGUUUUACAUUCUCGAUGCAUUUCUUGGCUUGUAUUUUUCUGUGAUGUUACAAAAUCGAUUUGACUUUUUAAUGGACUUUUGUACAAGGGACUGUUCACUGCUGUUUUGGUUUUUUAAAUCUCUUGAAUUUAGCUCUUCAGUGGCUACUUACAUUGUACUCACUUUAUAUUUUCUAUUGCUAAAUAGCAGAGAACUACACUUUAUAUAAACAAUUUUUGCAUUUGUUUGUUGAGUAAUGCAUCUUCAGUAAAAUAUUUAUAUGCAUAAAUGGCAAAGGAAAGAAAUAAUAUAUAUUUUUAUGUUUUUGAACAAUAUUUUUUAAUGUAUACCUAUCUUGUGGAAGAAUAUUCAGGUAAAUAAGACCAUGAUUUUGUAAAGUGCAUGUUAGAAUUUUUUUUUUGUAAAUGGUGGAAUACAUUUCCUGGGUAACUUAAAAAAUUAAGUUGCUAUGCUCUAAGGCAAAAGACAGUUAAACUGAUCCUCAUGAAUACCCAAAGAUACUGUACAUAAUCUUAAAUAAGUUAGUACCAUCCCAAGCUCACUUGAUGUGUAUAGUUCUUUAACUCAAAAGUGCAAAUACAAGUGUAUACCACACUUUCUCCUUUUUUAAAACAAGUCAAAAAGCCAUUUUUCAGAACUAGAGAAUUCUAGAGGCUAGAAAUUAGGAUCUGUAUGUAUGUAUAUUUGGGACAUUUUAUCUUCUGGCCCAAAGUCAGAACUGUUAUAAAAAUCAUGGAUUUGUUCACUAAUGUGAAAUAAGCCGUGUAUCCAGGGUAUUGCCCCCCUGAAUGCUUGAGUACCAUGUAGUGCUGCAGAGAAUGUGAUGAGUUUUCACUGUCACUCUUCUGUAGAACACAGGGGCUGCUUUUAAAAUUAUUCUCACUGUGGGCACUUUACCAAAAUACUUCCAUGUCAGUUAUUUGAACUCAGUGGUAGUUUGGCCUAGUAAGAUAUUGUAUGUUUUCAAAUUUGUUGAAUAGUGUUUGGCAGUUCUGUAAAUUAGAUUAACUUUGUAGGUCUUUUGAGUUGUUUUGUUUUGAGUAUAUGAAGUGAUUUAUUGAUACUGGUUAAGAUCCAUUAUAUACAAGUAGAAACUGUAAAUUGUACAAAGAACUAUUACAAAUAUUGAUAAAGACAGUUCUAUAGACAAAACAACUAGAAAAGUUUUGACAGACAAAGUAGAACAAAAAUUGUUCUAUCAGAUUUCAAGCUUACUAAAGUUUUGCUAGGCAAACUUUAGAUUGAAAAUAUGUGGAAUGGGUUUAUAUAGUUUAAAACUUAGGUAUAAUGUAAAAAUGAUUUUCUCCUCUCAUGGCAAAUGGGAGAGGAACCAAGACAACUUUGUACCCCAAAUCUAUACAGUUUGAAAAAUAUAUGUCUAGGAACAAAGAAAAUUAAGAAUGUAAGGAAUGUGCUAUCGUUUGGAUCUGAAAUAUGCCCCCAAAGUCUCAUGUGUUUGGGAAGAGACUGUAUCAUGGGGUGGUGUACUCAUUGGAGGAUUGGUCUACAAUGGGUUCAUAGCUGACCUGCUGUUAGGAAGUGGGGUCUGGCUGGAGGAGAUGGUCACUGGGAACAUGACCUGGAAGGGCUUAUUUUUCUCCCUGGCUCUUCGCUCUCCAAUUCCAGGGCACCAUGAUUUAAUUGUCUUUCCUCUACUAUGCUCCAUUGUCAUGUCAUUUCUGCUUUUGAGCUGACCAUGAUCGCGGACUGUAAAAUAAGCCUCCCCUCCUUUAAGUUAUGGGUGUUGGGUAUCAUCCCAGCAACAAAGAAAGGGACUAAGAUGUCGUACUUUUCAUGAAAUGCAAACUGAGUCAGUUUUAAAACUUAAAAAUUGUGCAGUCAGAAAUAAGCUGUUUUCUUUAGGGCACAACUGUACCUUCAUUGGCUUUAUACCUGAGCACCAAAGCUGAAGUUUUAAAUGCCAUCCUGAAAAGGCUAUUCUGAAAACGAUCAGAAAAGAAAAUUACCCUACUAUCAUUGACAAAAUUAGGCACCAAGAAGGAGCUUAUCUCCUUAAAAUGCAACAUCAACAACAGAGAUGAUUUAAUUAAGCAGCUGAGAUAUUUCCUUGUGAACACAACAAAGGGAAUCCACAUAAGAUGAUCCUCCGUAAAGUCCUUUGUCUUCCACCAGGAACUGUUGAAAAACCAUUUCUGGCUGUUCUCUCUGCUUUACUAUUGUGAGCUUCAUUGAAUAUGGCUUCUUAUGUUGGAUAAUAUUCAUUAUCAUUCUGAGUUGUUGAGAGUGUGUAUUUCCCACCUCAGGCAGCAGUGUCAUAUCUGUGUUGAUAUGUGCAAAAGAUGAAACAUUAGGGCUAGGGAUUUAGCUCGGUGCUGCCGCCUGCCGUGCAAGUGUAAGGACCUGAGUCUGAUCCCCGGUACCAAAAAAAACCAAGAAAGAUGGAACAUUAAAUAUCCCUUGGAUCAAUUCUGGUGGGCUACUUACUUCCAACCACAGGAACAUGUUUAGAUCAUUAGCCAGAAGGAAUAUUCCUUCCUCUGAAAGUCGACACUCGGAGCAACGAACAGCAGCAGGUAACAUUGUACUCUUCACAUCUAAUGUGUGUAUAUGCAGGAGCUGUGGGUAGAAGAAAAGCUGCGAGUCAGCACACACAUGGUCAUGACCAGCUGUCUGUGGUACGCCUGCUCGUCUGUGGAGAUCUCAGGUCUACUAAGCACACAGUUUUUUAACAAACAAUUCAUGUACACUGGAAAUAUUUUCAUGGAAUCUGGGAGAAUAAGCUGGCUCACGGCAGAUGGAUUUGCGCAGUUUUUUUGGCAACAUGCCAACAUAUGGGCAGUCCGAUUAACUAAAAUUUCCCAGAUGACCUUCAAAGGCUGGUGUAAAACUGAUUUAAAGGCUGACUUGGCAAAGAAGUUGAUAAGGGGAUCUGUCUCACAGCUCUUGUAAAGAUCAGCUAACUCGGAGCUGCAGUUUAAGCCAAGAUUGUGAAUUCGAAGUCGUCUUUGGCCACCAGUGGUUGUGUAAAGCACAGCACACUGGAUUAGGGCUCCACUGUCUUCAUUCAGCUUGUCAUGCUUGAACUCCACGGUCACUGCCUUGUCACAAUCAAUGGCAGCCAUUUCCACAUCAGUGGUGGUGUUCAUAAAAGCUCCACCAAAGAAAUCAGUGGCUCUGAAGCCUGUGCUGGUAUGAACUCUCAUAAUAGCAUCAAAGUGUAUUUUCUUUUCAGUGUCAUUUCUGAGGUCAUUCAAAAAUUGUUGGCUAUCCAGAUGCAUCUGGAAAUUGUAGUAUUUGUAAAGAGUUCCUCCAGUGAGCUGAGGGACAAGACCCACAGAUGCCAUGUCCACGUACUGACUGGGGAAGAGGAAGGCAGUCACUGAGCAGUCGUGGGCCACACAGUCCUUGGCCAGAGAGUCAUAGACACUGGUUUGGGGCUGGAAAAGUAUCUUCUCUUUGUCUGUAUUAAGUAGCUUUUUGUCAUCUGUUUUUGAGCUUCACUGGUGCUUCAGCAGUUGGCAAGGAGGAAUGAAAGAUGUACAGCUUCCCUGGACAUUCUGCUGCCUUUAAUGCUUCUGUGCCAGCCUGGAUGACAGGAGCAAAGACAGUUUCAUUUUCAUUAGAGUCUGCAAAUAUCUCUGGAAUCUGGUCCGAUAAAUUGUGAAUCACAGACUGGGAUUCUUGAAAGUUGACAAAGAACCCAUCCAGCAAUGGGACAAAGACUUCCCCCAACAUCAGUCACCACCAUCAUCUCAGGCCGGGCCAGAUUACUCUUCACAUUGAAGAAAUGGACAACUUUGUUGUAUGUGAUAAAACCAACUCAGAUUGCAGAUGUCUCUUCUUGCUCUUCCUUUGGAAGUUUUUCCAGUAAAGUCUUCAGUUCUUCACAUAUGAGCUUGACAAGUCCAUUCUUCAUGUUACUAUAUGAAACAUCAAUCAUGAAGAUAAAGGCUGGUGGGUUGGGAGGCUUAUUUUUUCUGCAGUAAUCCAAAGUAGCAACAAAUUCAUAUGAUCCUAGAGAUAACUCAGGCUUCUCAUAGUGGUCCAGUCUUCUUCCAGUGUGGUCCAGAUGUUGGAAGUAGAAUGGUGGAACAUCAUUCACACAGUUGCAAAACCCACACUGAUACCGCCUUCCUCCCUUGAUGAACUGCAUGAACAGGCACAUGUAGGCCUUGCACCUGUUACACCUGACUGGUCCAUUCUCUCCAUGAUUUACCAAGUAAAGUGGAGUCUCAUUUGAAGGGAUUGUGGCAGAGGGUUUGAUGACAGCAGCUAGUGGAAUCUGAGCCUGCUUAGCCAUAUCUGAUGUGCACGGGAAACAAUACAUAGUGCAGCGGAUGUAUCAAGGGCUAGCAUUGCCUUGGUCUUGUACUACACAGUCGGUAGUGACCAGGGGAGGCACCUGGCCUCUAGUGUUGGUGGAAUAAACUUGUCCCCCUCUUGUAGUGCUGUCAUUCUCGAUCACCUGGAUAGGGCUGGGGAUGGAGUCAGGAUCCAGCUUCUUCAGGGGCCCGGCCAUCUGUGCUGGACCCCCAGGGAAGCUGCCCGGGUAGGAGAGCUGCGCACUUGCCAUCUGCGGACCACAGUUGGCCUGCUGCUGUGGAGGAUAUCCAACACCCAGCACAGGGCCUGGCGGAGGUGGGGGCUGGUACUGCCCAUUCGGAGGUGGUGGCCCAGGCAGCCCAUCCUGCCUGUGUGCUGGUGGGGACAGUGGUGAGACUCCAGGGCCACUCAGCAUGGUUGGGGGUGGUGGGAGAACCUGGGAUCCAGGCUGCAAAACGGAUGGCUGUGGAGGUUGCGGAGGACCCUGGAAGGAUGCUGCUGACGGAGGGCCAGGGGUUCCCUGGCUGGGGGGGAGCCAUGCCCGGACCAUAGCUGUUGAUAUGCAUAGCACUGAGCUGACUGCCUAGGUGGGUGACAGAUGAAGUGGACACAGGAUUUGGAUAAGAUGGUUGUGUUGAGGGCUGGUACUGUGCAUAAGAGGGUGCUGCGCUCUUGACAGGUGGAAGGCCUGGAAAUCUUUGGGGAGAAUGACCUGAGACCCGAGCUCCAUUCUGGCCUAACUGAUGGGGUCCAGGAGGUGGUGAGCCGGGAGACAUCACCACAGGGGCAGUAGCCCCCAAGUUCCCAACUGGCUUCAUCAUACCUGGCGGAGAAGCUGCAUGGGAAGGAUCCCCAUAGUGCCCAUGAGGUGGAGAGAGGCCUGUUCCAGACAGACUGAGAAUAGGGCGGUGGAGCCACAUAACCUUGUUGACUCAUUAUGAAAAUAUCAUUCCAAAGGACAAUUCUACAAAAGGACCUGGUCCCGCGUCCACACACCGCUCCCAGCGCCACUCCCGGUGGCCCAGGUCCCGCCGCGGCUGCCUCUGCUCAGCCGGUGCCACAGGCGGGGCACGCGCAUGGAGUGGCCACCGGCUGGGAACUGCCAUGUCAACCCACCCUGGCCGUGCCCGGCGUGCGCUCAGACCAGCCACCGUGCUCCCUUCCGCUCACGCCUUUGUAGGUCUUAUAGUCUCAUUUUCUUGUACUGUUUGGGACAACAUGUUUAAUAUAAGCAUUUAAGCUCCUUGUUUCAAUUGGUAAUUACUUUUACAUUGAAAUAAUUUGUAGUUGUGCCUCCAAACAGAGCUUAAUUACCCAUAAAAUUCUUAUAAAACAACUGAUUGGUCUAGUAGUGUGUCAUGUCUGAAAAGCAUAAAUACAUUUAGUAAGCUUUCUACCUUCCAUAUUUGAAGAUCACACUAUCCAGCACACUUUCCAUCCUGUAAGUUAUUUUACAAGAGUGACCUAGAGUAGCAAAACUAAAGUGGAUGUGAACUAAGCUUUCAAGAUUUAUUCUCUCCUAUACUGAACAUAUACGUGGUUUAUACCACUGUCAUUUUUUAGUAGAAAGUUUCUGUUACAAAAAUACAAAAUUUUCUUUUACUUUUUGUUCUCCCUGGCCAUACAUUGAUUGGUGUGCUAACUUAAAUCCAGUCACAGGAGGUGCUGGAGGAUUCUCUGAAACAGUCUUCAGCCUCCCACUUGGAUCCAGCAGUUCUAGGCAGAUCCUGGACUGAUGUCAUUACAGCAAACUAGGUGGAAACCACCAUCUUAGAAACACUUUGUGUUGAAGAAGGAAACAGAAUAACUACUUAGGCAUUAUGAGGGUUAUGGUUAGACAUGAUACUUGUAAAACAUUGUAGAUAGUCUUGACUAUAUGCCUUUAUGUUCUUAAUACGAGUGGAACUUUUUAAUUGGUGGUUUUCUGCCACAUUAAGUCCUUAGCUCCUGAGUUUGAAAAGUGUAAAGAGUAAUUUAAGCUCUGUGUUAUAUUUUUUAACUUACAGUCAUUUUUCCUAACCUAGAUAGAAUUUGUUGGAAAGUGAUGUUUUUCUAAAUUUAAAAAAAAAAUAGCCUAUAUUCUGUCAAAACAUUAAAAUUCAGAGGGAACAAUGGUAACACUUGAGUUAUAGUGAAAGGGACAGGCUGUGAAUCACUACUUCAAAAGGAUACCUAUUUUAAUCUAUACCUUAAUGGGAUCUGGUAUAGGGAUAUGCCCACAAUAAAUGUUUCAUACCUAGAAGACUUAAGAUGAUAAUUAGUAGAUUACAAGAAAGGAUUUAAGUUUAGUUGUAAUUUGUAACUAUGUAACAUUUUCCCUUAUUCUAAUUUCCAUUACUGAUUGAGGUAAAAGUACAAAUAAUUCUAUUAUCUUUUUGCUGGAAUCUUAGAUCUAAGUUAAAUGAUUUAAUUUGCUCUUUCUGUCACCAGCUGUGAGUGCCCCUUUUUAGUCAGAAAUUUCUCUUAUGAGGUAUGAAAUAAUUUGAUUCUGUGUUCUACUGAAUCAUAUUCCUAAACAGGCACCAAGGAAAUACAUGAUAUUGAGCCCACCUUUAAGCUUAGUAGUCAUUAAUUCAAAAGGGGUGGAGAAGAUGUGAAGAAAGAGGAUUCUAAGUAGUAGCUGAAAAGAGAAAGAAAACUUUUAUAAGGGAUAACACCUUAUCUAAGAUGCCACUAACUAAGGAAAGUGGUUCAUGGGCAGCUAGUGGCACCAUUUCUUGCAUCCACCUGUAGGCUGCACACAAUAGGCAAAUAAACCAUGGAUUAAAGAUGAAAAGACUGAUGAUACCUAUGAUGAAAAUUUGUGUUUCUCGGCUUUCUGGAUCUCUUGGUACAAAAGCAAGUUUGAACAUACUGAGUUAAAAUUAUAGUGCUCAAAUUAAUGUUUAGGACUGUGUUAUUUCCUAUUUCUCAGUUGGUAAACACUUAUCUUCCAUAAUAGAAUCACGGGCUGGCCAUGUAGCUCAAUGAUAAUGCACUUGUCUAGAAUGUAUGUGCCAGGACCUGGGGGUUCAAGCCCCAGAAUGGCAAGCAGGGAAGGGGGGUGGCUCAUAAUGGACAUCACUACUUAGUAGCUGCACUGAUUACAGUACUGAAAUCUGCUGAUUGACCAGUACAGCCAUUGCUAGAGUUUCUUCACAUCCAGUUCCAAAGUUUUAAGAGUAAAGGGUCUGCUUCUUGGUAGGCUCCUUAAGAUGACCAUAGCAUUAACAUUUGGCUAUGUGAGUGCUCAGAGAAUUCAGAAAAGUGAUUUAAUGGAGAAGUGGCUUUUUAGAUUUCUUCAGUUGACAUAACAUUAGCAUCAGAGUAUACUGGGUAGAAGAGGCCAGUUUCUUGAUGAGUUUAAGACUGAAUAUAAGAUGGCCAUAGCUUUAGCCUUCUUUUUCCCAUGUUAUAAGUAGAAAACUUUACUUUGCUGAGGUAGAAAUGGGCUGACAACAGAGAUGACUGCGUUCUGUUUUUGUUUUCAUGCCUGUUUUUCCCCAUUUUCUAUGGAUAUUUGAGAAAUGGAUCACAAAUUCCAGAGGGAUGGAGUAAGAAAAAGCAAGUAAUGUAAGUUAGGCUUGUUUUGCUAUUGAAGAGUUUGUCUUGGCACAGGGAAUAGAAUCUGUGUAGCUUGAAUUGCUAGGAGAAAGAGUCAGGGAUCACAAACAGCUGAGGUGUGGAGGCAAGGUGUGGAGGGAAGUGGGGUUUUACCUGCCCAGUGUUCUGAGCUCCCGUUCCUGAGAUGCUGUGUGAAUUUAGGAUCAUCAGCAAAGGGGCCCAAUAAUUUAUUUCCUUUAAAGUUCUAAAUGGCAAGUGAAAAUAAAGUAAUAUGUGGAACAGUAAGUCAACACUAAAAUUUGAACAGAACACUUUUUUGCAACUGUAUAUAACAGCUUUACAUACUGUGUUUUGCAAACUAAAAAUGCUGUGACACACAUACAGCAUUUCACAAUUCAAGCACCAGAUGAAAAGCAAGUUUGCUUUCAAGUUAGUAAAGAAUGAUAUUAAAAUGCUUGCUUCAGAUAACUGUCGGGUUUUAUCUUGACAUCUUACACUCUGCAAAAGGUUAUGUUUGCAUUUGAAGUUUUCAGGCAUUUUUCACAUUGUUUGACAAGGGAACUUGGAUAAUACUAUCAGCUACUUUACUGUUCCUUUUUAACCGUUGCUUAAUAGUUUACUACACAAACCUACCUAGCAAAUGUUGGUGGUAUUCAGGGCCAUGCACUUCCACAGCCCUGAGGACACAGUUCACAUAAAACAGUUUAAAGUAUCAUGCACUUUGAUAUAUGUUUCAGAAAUGUUCAUUACCACAAGUUCACAUGCUAUCAUUUGAAAAAAUUUACUGUGAGCUUUUUACGAUAUUAGAAUGAUGUCAACUAGUACUGUCAUUUCAGUGUGAGAAAUUAAAUUUUGAUGUCUGUAUGCAACAUGUUGAUGAGGUCUCUGUAAAAAAUACUAAUGUUGGUCGUGAUUUACAAUGUAGGAGAUGUAAUAUUUUCUUUUCCUUUGUCCUUUUAGGAAUACAGUAACAUGUCUUUUUAUUGCACAUAGUUUUGCAACGUUAAUGAAUUUAAAUAAAUUAAUUGGAAAGUU
Molecule: messenger RNA, 10247 nt
Organism: Heterocephalus glaber (naked mole-rat)
Lineage: Eukaryota; Metazoa; Chordata; Mammalia; Rodentia; Bathyergidae
Source: RefSeq, a predicted model, not a curated record